AAUAGAAGAUUCCAUACUGUUCUAAAAAAGUAAUCUAUUAAAAUGGUCUUUAAAAAUAUCAAACCCAAGGACUUGGCAUGUUUCGUCGUGACUACGGUGGUGUUGUUCGUGUGCUUCACCCUGAUCUCAGUCUUCUCGGGGUUCCUUCACGAGCCCCAGAGAUAUAAGACCAUGAUGGUGACCAUCGUAAUGGUGUUCUUUUGCCAGUACCUCAUCUACGAGCCCAUCCGGUUCCUUGUGAUGGCCAUCGACUAUGCCACUUGGCCGGACGAGGAUCAGCCCUACAAGGCGGAGAAGGGCAUACCCAAGCCGAACCACAUCGCCUAUUUGAAGGUCCGACUGCGCAGUCUGCGCUCCGAGCUCCUAAUCACCGAGAGGCACCAGAACGAGCAACUGAAUCGGAGGUACAAGCACAUUGCCGGGGACCUGUUGCUCUACGGGUCCUAUUUCAUUGCCCUCAUGGUGGUGGUGGUGAUGCAGGAGGACCAGUGCCUCUACUACAAUACCAACAACAUGCAGCGGCUCUUCAUGGACAAUACCUCGUACACCUUUGGCCUGUCGCAGGUUUAUUUCAUCUACCAGAUCCACUUUUACCUCAGGAUAACCAUGGUCGAAGCCUUUUUUACGCCAAACCUGUAUGGUUACGAGGGCUGGUGGGCCAUGGAGCAGUGGCAGAAGAUCGGGGUGAUUCGCUUGCGCCAGGUGCGUCCGGUGAACCCCCGCAAUGGACUGGGUGUGCCGGAGUGGGACACCACCACGUACUCCCCCGAGUGGCGCCUCCCCUACCAACGGCUGCACUACACGGAGAAGUUCUGGCGAAUCUACGACCCCUUCCGACCGGCCGAGUUCGAGGUCACCUUUCUCAAUGGCCUGCUGCUCAAUUUCCAUCACUGGGGCUAUUUGCUCAGGUACCCGGAACUAGCAGGCUACAUAGUUCUCCUGAUGAGUACGAAGGUAAACUGCCUGAAGCAGAUAGAAUACCUGAAAGCCUACAGUUGGCUGAAUAAAAACACCUCGGCUCUGUUCAUCGACUUCACCAUGUACAAUGCCGAUAUGAAUGCCUUCACGGUGAUCACUUUGCGAGUGGAGAACUCCCAGUUUGGCACCCAGCUUCCCCGGGCGCAUGUGGACACCGUGAGGAUGCUGGGCUCUGUGGAGACCAGGAGCGCCUUUGAGCUGUUCGUCCUGUUCGUUUACGCCAUCCUCGUCAUUCAGUUCGGGCGUGGGGUUUUUUCCAAGAUCUGGCACGACAGGGCCGCCAUCCGCGAGGCCUGGACCAUGGUGGACCUAGUGAUUAUCAUACUGAACAUCUUCCUGCUGGGUCUGACGAUAAUGCGAGACAUUGAGACGGACGAUCUGUCCGAGCUGAUCGAGACCAACACCAGGGGGCAGUACCUCGACUUCCAGCGUCCGCUGGUCCUCCAUCAGGUGCUGGGCAUCGUUAAGGGAUUCCUGGUGGCCGUCACCACCAUGCGGCUGUGGAAGGUGCUGCAGUUCGCCGCCGUUUUCCAGCACUUCACCCAUACCCUCUUCUCCGCCUGGCGAGCCGUGGCCAGUCUGGCCGUGAUCAUCCUGGUGCUCCUCAUGGGCAUUGGCAUCGCCCUGGCCGUGCCGAAUGGGAACAAUGCCGAGGUCUUCCAUCACAUCAUCCAGGCCGUUAUCACCUGUCUGUGGUACUCGGUGGGCUUUAGCGGUGGCAUCCAGCCUGCGGAUUUCUUCCACGGAGGCCGCAUCCUGGGGAUCAUACUUUACCUGGUGCUGGUCUUCCUGCUGGCCAUUCUCCUGAUGAACGUCUUCGCCUCCGUCAUCUACGAUUACUUCAAUAAGACGGGGAGGGACUUGAAGGAGCAGACGGGCCGUAAGCAAAUCACCUUUUGGGAGUUCCUGCGCAUCGAGUACGUGGAUGUGUGUGCCCGGUGGUUCCGAUGCGUGCGCAAGAAGUACCAUCCUCGGGGACGCACCGUGGCCCAGAAUGUGGAGCGGAAGCUGCAGGAGCAGGAGGAGGAAAACAAAAACAAGUUGUCAAGGCCAAGGAUCUCCGACGAGGAGCGGCAUGCGGACUACCUGAGACGCGGCGAGCGGAUGUUCAAGCUCAUGGCCAUCCUGAAUGUCCAGGUGGAGAUGCUGGAGCGUUUGGUGCUCGGCGACAAGGACGGUAAUCUGCCGUCGCCACCGGCAUCCGACUCCGAUCCCGAGGAUAUGCCAGAACUGUAUCGCAAGCGAAGCACCUAUAGCCUGGGACAAAAGUAACACUUCCAUAAUGACUUUGCCAUGAUAUAACUAUAAUGUUCUGGAGUUAUUGAAGGUUUUACAUUUAAUUAAGGAAUAUUAAAUACUACAUUUCCCUUCGAGUA
Molecule: messenger RNA, 2354 nt
Organism: Drosophila biarmipes
Lineage: Eukaryota; Metazoa; Arthropoda; Insecta; Diptera; Drosophilidae
Product: polycystin-2
Exons: 4
Coding region: 43-2250 (735 amino acids)
Biological process (GO): detection of mechanical stimulus
Cellular component (GO): membrane
Molecular function (GO): calcium ion binding; calcium channel activity
Source: RefSeq, a predicted model, not a curated record